This is a messenger RNA of Melitaea cinxia (Glanville fritillary), 1323 nucleotides long. RefSeq lists its product as uncharacterized. Lineage: Eukaryota; Metazoa; Arthropoda; Insecta; Lepidoptera; Nymphalidae. The transcript is spliced from 2 exons. Bases 1 to 1293 code for a protein of 430 amino acids. The record is from RefSeq and is a predicted model, not a curated record.
AUGGAAAAUAUUCAAAUAAAGGAUAACAGAGGUAAAAGUGAUCCAUGCUCAUGUAGCUUUAUAACGCAAGAUGUGAUAAAAAAACUUGUUGAACAGUGUGUAAAAAAGCAUGCGAGUAUAAAAAACUACAUAAUAUUAACUGCAAGUGAUAAAAUGUUAGGUUUUUUAUCGGAUUAUUUCAAGCUUCAAGUCCAAGUAAAUACAGGUGAUAAUAAAAAUACUUCGCUAUACUUUUUCGUAAAAGCCGUAUCAAAAUCAAAUGAAGCAAAAGCCGCAAUGGUAAAUGAUAUGAACUUGUUCGAAAAAGAAAUCACUUUUUACACCGUGAUAAAGAACAAAUUAAAAUCACCUGGUAUCAAUCCUUGGAGUCCAAAUCUAGUUUUAUCAUUUAAAGAAGCAAUGAUAUUUGAAGAUUUAUGUUUUCUUCAAUAUAAAACGCGAGACAAAUUUAAAACUUUUGACAAAGAGCAUACCUUGCUCGCUUUGGAAACAUUAGCAAGGUUUCACGCUGCUUCAAUAAAUUACGAAGAGAAAAAAAGACAUAGCCUAGGUAAGAGCUAUUGCAUAAACGAUGAAUAUAAGGACAAUCUAAAUGAAGGUGGAUACCGAGAAUCAGACCCAUGGUUUACACAGUGCAUGAAAGGUGCGCUAGAAACCGUCAAAUUAUUUUCCAAAUAUGGCGCUGAUAAGAAAUACCUUAGUUUAAUAGAAAACCGUUGGUGCGACAUUUGGAAAAGGGCUCUCCAUCUUGCUGAUUUUUCGUUAAGUUACAGAAACGUAAUAUGUCAUCGAGAUUUAUGGAAUAACAAUAUUUUAUUUAGAUAUAAAAAACAUGGUACAGAAUUAGUACCUGAUGACUGUUUAUUUGUUGAUUUUCAAGCAGUCAGAUGUCAGCCCCCAGCUGGUGAUGUUAUGUUACUCCUUUACUGUAAUUUAAAACCUAAAUUCCGCGAAGAAAAUAUGUCUAUUUUUAUAAAUCAUUACUACAAUGUAAUGAAAAAUAUUCUGGGUAGUAAUGGUAUAUUAAUCGAAAACAUUUUAACAAUCGAAGAUUUUCGUAAAUCUUGUGCUGAACAAAGAUUAUGGGGCCUUGUAGUGAGUGCGUGUCUCGUACCACAAUUUUGGAUCGACGAUGAACUUAAUACAAAAAUAUUCAGCGUCACAUCUAACUUUCAAGAAAUAAUGACAAAAGACAAGACGUCAUUUAUUAAGAAGAUGAUGGAAGAAAGUACUGAUUACAAAGACAAAGUUUUACCUAUUCUAGAAGAAAUUGUCGAACAAUAUUGUCUUUAGUGGACUAUGAAGAGAUAGAUAUACCAACAU